AUGCUUAUGAGAACUGUGCUCUGGUUACUCCUAAUUCUCGUAGUCACCAGCGAAGAUGAAUUCACCUUUGAUGGCUUCAACAAUACGAACCUUAGCUUGGAUGGCAUAGCAAGCAUAUCUGAUGGGCUUCUCAGGUUAACCAAUGCCACCCGGCAAACCAAAGGUCAGGCCUUCUACCCCAUCCCUUUUCAGUUUAGAGAGAAAUCCUCUGGUAGAACUCUGUCUUUCUCUACCUCCUUUGUGUUUGCCAUUGUUUCUGAGUUUUCCGACAUCAGCACUUUUGGGUUUACAUUCUGUAUAGCACCUACUGAAAGGCUCUCUGGAGAUCUAGGCCAAUACUUGGGUCUGCUCAAUCUGAAGAACGAUGGCAACUCAUCGAACCAUAUUGUUGCCGUGGAAUUCGACACAACUCAGAACCCCGAAUUCUCGGAUAUUGAUGACAACCAUGUUGGCAUCGAUGUCAAUGAGAUGAGAUCACUGAAUUCCCACACUGCCGGCUAUUUUUCUAAUGGUGAUGGCAAAUUUAACAAUCUUAGCAUUAUAAGUGGGGAUCCCAUGCAAGUUUGGGUAGAAUAUGAUAGUGGAAAUAUGCGAUUUAAUAUCACCCUAGCUCCUCUUAGUCUUUCUAAACCCAACCUUCCUCUCCUGUCCUCCACCAUCAAUCUUUCCAAAAUAAUUUUGGACACCAUGUAUGUGGGUUUCACUGCAAGUGAGGGUAAUAUCCUAACAACUUAUUAUAUCCUUGGGUGGAGCUUCAAGAUCAAUGGGGAAGCUCAGCCUCUCAAUCUUGCAAGGCUGCCUUCACUCCCACGCAAAACUUAUAAAGCAAAAUCAAAGACUAUGGUGAUAUGGUUGCCAAUAUCUAUGUCAAUCCUUGUGUUAGCUACAAUAUUGGUCAUUACACACUUGGUGAUGAGGAAGAAAAAGUUUGCGGAGAUACUUGAAGAUUGGGAGCAGGAGUAUGGACCUCAAAGAUUCACAUACAAAGAUCUCUAUAGAGCUACAAAUGGCUUCAAGGACGAAGGUCUUCUUGGGGCUGGUGGAUUUGGUAGGGUCUAUCGAGGGGUCUUGCCAACUUCCAAAGCUGAAGUCGCAGUUAAAAGAAUCUCUCAUGAAUCAAGGCAGGGAGUGAGACAAUUCAUAGCGGAGAUUGUAAGCCUUGGCCAGCUCCGACAUCGGAACCUUGUUCGACUCCAAGGAUAUUGUCGACGGAAAGGAGAGCUGCUCCUUGUCUAUGACUUCAUGCCCAAUGGCAGCUUGGACAAGUUUCUGUUCAACCAAGCUGCAUUUGGCCUUGGCUGGAGUCAAAGAUUCCAAAUCAUCAAAGGUGUGGCAUCAGGCCUCCUAUAUCUUCAUGAAGAUUGGGAGAAAGUAGUAAUUCACAGAGACAUCAAGGCCAGCAAUGUAUUACUGGACAGCGAAUUCAAUGGAAGGUUAGGUGACUUUGGCCUUGCCAGACUAUACGAUCAUGGAACUAAUCCUCAGACUACACAUAUAGUUGGAACUAUAGGAUAUCUUGCACCAGAACUCACUAAGACUGGCAAGGCAACUAAAAACACUGAUGUGUUUGCUUUUGGCACAUUCCUUCUUGAAAUUGCUUGUGGAAAGAGGCCAAUAGAGCCACAAAGACAAGGAGAUGACAUACUUUUGGUGGACUGGGUGCUGGAGAAGUGGCAGAAGGGUGCAAUUCUUGAAACUAGUGACCCAAGAAUGGGCAGCGAGUAUGUGGUAGAGGAAGUGGAAUUGGUUUUGAAGCUAGGCUUGCUCUGUUGUCACCCCCUGGCUGGCGCUAGGCCAAGCAUGAUGCAGGUAAUGCAGUUUUUGGAUGGGGAUGUUCCUCUCCCGGAGUUGUCACCUGCUAAUCUGAGUGCUGAAGUCUGGGCAUCACUCCAGGAUGAAGGCUUUGACAAUUAUGUAAUGUUGUAUUUCUCAUCAGAGGGCACUAUGUCAUUUAUUUCUGAAGGCCGAUGAUCAUUAAAUCAAAUUAUUAAGCUAUUGCGACAAGCAGGUCGGAACCUUGGAAGAUUUCCCAUCAUAAAUCCUUCACUUUUCAUGUCAUCCUUGCAGAGGAACCACACAAUUCUAUUUUCUAUCAGAUGUCUUGGAAGAGUCCACAUCUAGCAUAAAUGAAGGUGUGACAGAAGCAAAAGCAGUUUUACUUUCGUCCUUUCUUUUCCUCUCCCUUCUUCUCUCUCACUUAUCGCAUGGCAUAAUACUUGUACAGUUGUAUUAUUA
This is a messenger RNA of Elaeis guineensis (African oil palm), 2235 nucleotides long. RefSeq names its product L-type lectin-domain containing receptor kinase SIT2-like. The record is from RefSeq and is a predicted model, not a curated record. Gene Ontology annotation, molecular function: ATP binding; carbohydrate binding; protein kinase activity. Lineage: Eukaryota; Viridiplantae; Streptophyta; Magnoliopsida; Arecales; Arecaceae. Gene Ontology annotation, biological process: protein phosphorylation.